AUGAAUUUACAACCUGUAAGUUCUGGUUCAAUCAACAUGUCAGGAGAUAGUAAUCAGAACGGUCUCGAUCACUAUCUUAAUGAACUCAAUAAUUAGAAUUUGAUGUAAGUUAGGAGACCAAAUGAAGAGUAGAUAUUAGCUUUUAUUGAUUUUGAAGGAAUUAAACCAGAUCAAGCGAUCCAACACAAGACUUUUCCUGAUAGUCAUAAAGAAAACAAGAGUAAAGGAAGUAAGUCUUCUUAAUAGAUUCGACGGAAUAGUUUAGAUUUAUCUGAAGUAUCACCUUUGAAACAAUCUCUUAGGGAUGAUUUAAUACCUUGUGAUAGUCCAAAUAUAGAAUUAAAGAAAUUAGGGGAUCCAGAUGAUCAUAGAAAAAGUAAAACUGUGAUUAGUCCAGCGAUUUAAUCAUCCAAAUCUCCAAAAAGAAAAAGUAAACAUUUCUCAAAAAUAUUUUCGAAAAUAACUAAUAGAAUGCAUUUGGCUAAAAAAUUCAUACAAAAAAUAAAGUUAUUAUCACCAUUUGCAAAGAAAAUUUAGAAAUAACAAUUGUAAUUAAUUUAGGAUUUGAGUUCAGAUAUCAACAAUUGCAAUGAGAAAUAUAACAAUAAUAGUUUUAUUAGGAUUCAUGAUAAAUCUAAAUAAAAAAAAGUAUUGAAGAGAAUUGAGAGUAUGAAAGCAUUUAUUGCACUUAAGACAUAUUUUAGUGUUUGUAAAAUUUAAGUGAUUUUUGAUAAGUUAAAAAAUGAAACAAUAGAUCCUCAAGGAAAUUUUUUAUUUAUUUGGGAGUUAUUAAAGUUUUUUAUGACUUUAGCAUCUUUAUUUCAAUUAUCAAUUCAAAUAUGUUUCAAUUUAGAUGUUUUGAAUUGGUUUUUCAUUUCUGAAAAAGAAAAUUCCUAAAUUAUUCUAAUUAUGAUGUUUAUAUAUUAUUCAUUUGAUAUAGUUUUAGGAUUUAGAACAGGAUACUAUGAAAAUGGAGAAGUAGUUACAAAAUAAUAAAGAGUUGCUAGAAGAUAUUUAAGGAAAUACUUUUUUGUUGAUUUAAUAUCAAUAAUACCAAUAUUCGUCAAUAUAAUUUUAAUAUAAUCAUUUGAAACUGAUAAUACAAUAAUAAAAAUAGUGAAUUGUUUAUCAUUUCUAAGAUCUAAUGCAUUAAAUAGAGUAUAUCAUUCGUUAGAAGGAAGAUUAUUAAGUAAUCCAAGGUUCGUUAUUGGAUAUCGUUUUUUGAGUGUGAUAGGAACAGUAUUUUUAUAUGCCCAUGUAUUUGGAUGUCUAUGGUAUGUAGUAGCAUAAAACAAUUAAAAUAAUUGGAUUAAUAAAGCAGGAAUAGUUGAAGAUUCUUGGUUCGCUCUUUAUAGUUAUUCAAUCUAUUGGUCCGUUAUGACUAUGACUACAGUAGGAUAUGGAGAUUUGACACCAGCUAAUCAUGAAGAAGCUUUAUUUUGUGUUUGUACUAUGUUUAUUGCAAGUGUUGUCUUUGCAUAUUCAAUCAAUACAAUAGGUAUGAUCAUUACUGAAAUGAAUAAGUUUGAUGAGAAAAUCAAUGAAAAUAUGGCUAUCAUAAAUAGAUAUAUGUAAAGAAAGAAUUUCGAAUAAUCAUUGCAAUUUAGAGUGAGAUAAUACUUAUAGAAUUUGUGGACAUAAGAAGAAAAGUUUCGAAUUGUUGAUGAAAAUAAAAUUAUUAAUUGUUUAAGUCCAAAUUUAAAAGAAGAAAUAUAAAUUUGUUUAUAUGGUUAAUUCAUUACUAGCAUUCAUAUAUUCUAUAGAUAUUUUAGUUAAGAAUGUUUACUAGAUUUGACUAAAAGUGUUCAAGAAUACAGAGUGGCUCCAAAUUCUUAUGUCAUUGAAAAUGGAACUCAUGAUGGGAUUGCAUUAUAUUAAUUAGUUAGUGGAGAAGCUGAGAUGUUUGUAGAUCUCUAAGACAGAAAAUAUUAUAUAGGAAAAAUGAAAUAAGGAGACAUAUUUGGACAUGGUCCAUUCUUUAUGAACAAUGUGCAUCCAUACAGUAUUAAAACUGAUACAGCAUGUUCUUUUUCUUACUUAUCUAAGUAAAUGUUUUUAGACAUACUUCAAUCUCACCCUGGUGAUUAUGUAAUAUAUUAUGUAAAAUAGUAAACUUAUAGAAUGAUCAUCGAUUAAUGGACAUUCCAAAAUUAGAAAUUAGAUUUGGGGGUUAAAUGUUUGGGAUGUGGAGAAACUGAUCAUGACAUAGAUUAAUGUCAUAGAUUACAUUUAAUCAUCAACAAAUAGAUUUUAUUAACAAAACAUUUGUUUUCAGUUCCAAACAAAAGAAUUUUAUUUCAUCGUAAUAGUAGAAGAACUACUAAUGCUAAAUUUGGAUAAAGAUUAUUUGAAGAUGCUGUUUCUUUAUUUUAAGAAAAUAAUUACUCUUUUUCCUCUGAAGAAGAGGAACCUAAUCCUAGUCAAAUUGAAAGAACUCACUAAACCAAACAAACUCAAGAUAUUAGAUAUUAAGAACCUACUCAUAAUACUCAUAGAUCAUAACAAUAACAAUAAUAAUAAUAAUAAUAACAUUAAUAAUCAAAAAAUGUCAGAUUUAGGAAAAGAUCAAGAUCUUUAAAUUCUAUUAGUGUUCAUUCAGAUGAGGAAUCUAAAUUUCAGAAAUCCAUAUCUGGAUAUAAAUCUAAUGACUCUUAAAUUGAUAAAAUUAGUGGUAUUCCAGUUAAGGUAUAAUAAUUACCCAGUUCUUAAUUAUCAUAGAGUUCUUUUAAUGUAUUUUUGAAAGAGUAUCCAAAAAGAAAAAUAUCAAAAUAAUAAGAUUCUGAUAAAUAUUCUAAUCAUUCUAUUGGAUAAAGAUAAUAGCAAUAAUAAUAGUAGUAGUAAUAAUAGCAUUAUUAAUAAUAAUAAUAUUAACAUAAAUCAAGUAGUCAAUCAAGUAGUGGGAAUAUCCCUUAGAGUAGUAUUGGAAUUUCUCCUAUACCAACUGGGUCUCCACCUUUACUUUAUUAAGAAGACAAAUAAACAUUUUAAAAAGGAGUUGUAGAGGAUAGUUUAUUUGUUGCGUAAGAAAGAAAAAAGAAAUCUUUGAUUGGUACUAGUUAUACAAAUACAAAAUCUAUAAAAAAUCCACUUUAAGCUAUACCAUCUGUUAGUGAAAUGAAUGAGACUGAGAAAAAUAAUAAUAAUUUAAAGGAAGGUUCAUAUACUUCUAAAUAAUUAUCUAUGUAAAGUAGAUCAAGAAGUUAGAGAUACACAAUUUCAAUCAGAACAGAGAGUUAAAAAAUUAGAGAAGACACUAAACAUGAUACAACUCAAAAACAUGAUUUCAAGAUAAAAACUGAUACUUAUAAAUAAUAUCAUGAGAAUAGUCCAUUAAAUGAGGAAUAAUUUCAUAAUACAUUUGAAUAAGCAUGUAAUUUAAAUUCCUACUAUCCUUAAUAUAAUAAGGAUAGAAUAAUAGAAAAAUAUAAAAGAUAAUAAUAUAGAAAAAAUAACUACUGA
Messenger RNA from Paramecium pentaurelia, 3459 nucleotides. The record is from the annotation of a GenBank genome assembly. Lineage: Eukaryota; Ciliophora; Oligohymenophorea; Peniculida; Parameciidae.